GCGAUGUAGAAGGAGUCCUCGCCUCGCUCAGUGACUUUCGACGAGAUAGCGGAAGGAAUUUAGAUUGGAACACAUUUGUCUGUCAGCGGUUGUGAAAGCGAUUGCCGGGCGGGUGGAUCAUUGUAAUGAUCUAUUCGAUUAAACUCGUAGAAUGUAUAAUUUUUUACGAAGUUUGGUUUUCGGGGUGCUUUUCUGCCUCGUGAGCACUAACCCAUAUAAACCGUGGGACGAGACUUCGCAGUCGAUUGUUGCAAACUACAAAGUGCACAUCGAUGCCAGAAAAGAGGAUUGUUACUUUCAAUAUGCUUCCGCUGGAGCUGAUUUUUAUGUGCAUUUUCAGGUAAUACGUGGUGGAGAUGGUAAAGCUGGCUUUUCUGUGAGGAACCCAGAAGGUACCUUGGAUCAUCCUUAUCAAUGGCUCUCUAGUUCAGGUUAUCAGGACACAGUAAGAACUGCCGGCUACUAUAGCAUUUGUGUGAACAAUCAAUUCUCACGAUUUGCUUCGAAAUUAGUCAAUUUAUACAUCUCUGUGAUCAGAUACGACGAAUGGGACAAAUAUACCAAGGAGCUGAAAGAGUUGGAUCUAUCUGUUGAUAAUUUCACGACCUCCAUAUCGAAUGUGGAAAAGAAUGUAAAUGAAAUGUUCCAAACUCAACAUUUGAGUAGAAGCAGGGAGGCACGAGAUUUGAAUUUGUUGCUGGACAAUAACUUUUAUGUCCAAGUGUGGUCCAUUACCCAAAUCACGGUCAUAAUAAUAGCAACGACGACGCAAAUAUAUUACGUUCGAAAAUUGUUCCAGGUGAAACCAUCUAAAUAUUCGAAAGCAGGCAUAUAAACGAAUUGGAAUCCUGCGAAUAAUUAACUACAUUUCUCGGAGAUGACACCUAGUUUGCACAAGUUCCACUAUGCAUCCAUAGCUUUCCUUUCUAGUAUUCUUAGUUCAAAGUCGACUGUUCACUUUGCAACAGCAUAAUACUAUAUAUAUAUAUAUACAUACAUAUAUAUAUAUAUAUUUUUUUUUAUAUACGAAGCUAUAAGAGCAUACAACAUAAGACUGCAUUGCAUUUCAGAUUUGCGACGAUGAGACGCAAAUUAUUACUCAUUUUUACAGUUAUCAGCAUUUUAACAUAAAUGAACAAAUUAUAUUUAUGUAUAAUUGAAUUUAUUAAGAGAGAAACAUCAUUGUACUUAUAUGAGAAUAAUAAAUAACGAAAUACUUUUGUUAUA
Molecule: messenger RNA, 1227 nt
Organism: Nomia melanderi (Alkali bee)
Lineage: Eukaryota; Metazoa; Arthropoda; Insecta; Hymenoptera; Halictidae
Product: transmembrane emp24 domain-containing protein A
Source: RefSeq, a predicted model, not a curated record